AUGGCAGUGCUCAAGACAGUCGGCGUCGGCGUUUUCGCGAUGCUCGCCUUCUACCUCACCUGGUGGAUGUGCGUCACGCUCGCCACCAGCUCCCUCCUCUACCUCACAUCGCUCGACGCGACGCCGCUGUCCGCAGCGAUCUGGGGCGGAGCCGUGCUGCUGCUCGCUGCGGUGCUCUACUACAUCUUCUACCCAGAGGGGCAGAAGCUGCGGUCGGACGUGCUCAAGGCGCCCGGGAGCAAAACGCCGCCCGCCGCCGCCCGCGAGAGGCCGCCUGCCUGGCAGACCGCGCGAGAGAGAGCCAAGCUGGAGGUGAUCGGCGCGGGCGGCGCGGUGCCGGCCGACGCUGCGGCGCUGACCGACUGGAGCGAGCGCGACGUGCCGGGGGCCGUGCUGCGCUACAAGGGAUGA
This is a messenger RNA of Emiliania huxleyi CCMP1516, 411 nucleotides long. RefSeq lists its product as hypothetical. The transcript has a single exon. The record is from RefSeq and is a predicted model, not a curated record. Bases 1 to 411 code for a protein of 136 amino acids. NCBI's taxonomy places the organism in Eukaryota, Haptophyta, Isochrysidales, Noelaerhabdaceae.